AUUAAAUUAGAUGAAGAAGAAACCUCAAGUUUUCGAGAUCGACUCCUACCUCUUAUAAUCGGGUUGCUGAGAACAGCAAAACUACCGUAUGUGUUGAGAAUAUAUUGUGAUACACUUACUGCUGAUAUGAAAACUGCUAUCAAGACUGCAGUUGCAGACCUCCUUCCUGUUCUUCUCACCCGACCUUUGGAGUCAGAUUUUACACCAGGAGAACGAAUGGUGGAUGCAGAUGGUGGUGGCUCAUCGCUUGCAAGCAAGUUAAGGAGCUUGUCAUCUGAAAGCUUUGUUCAACUUUUGGCAGCUAUUUUCAAUAUUGUACGGGCACAUUUAGUGCGGGCCUCUGAAGUAAAAAAGGCCGUUGAGUGGAUUAUGUGCAAUAUUGAUGGUCACUAUGCAGCCGAUUCAGUUGCUGCUGCAAUUGCACUGGGUGCAGCGGUUGCAGAAGCAGCUCAAGAAACUGAUGGUCAAGCUGGUUCCUUUCUGUUAUAUUCUCCUCAGAGGAAUGCUGCAAAGAUGCCUUCAAUGCAAGGAAAGGCAAAUAAUGGAGCUAAUUCAUCAAAUGUGUCAAAGAAUUUCAGAGCUGAUGUUUUGCGAGAAAACACAGAAGCUGUGUUUGCAGCUUGUGACGCUGCUCAUGGAAGAUGGGCAAAGCUUCUUGGGGUCCGUGCUCUUCUUCAUCCUAGGUUGAGAUUGCAGGAGUUCUUAGGCAUAUAUAAUAUCACCCAGGAGUUCAUAACUGCUACUGAGAAGAUUGGUGGAAGGUUGGGAUAUAGCAUUCGAGGAAUGCUACAGUCACAGGCCAAGGCUUUUGUUGAUUUCCAGCAUGAAUCUAAGAUGGCAAAAAUCAAGGCGGUACUUGACCAAGAAACUUGGGUUGAAGUGGAUGUUCCUGAUGAAUUUCAGGCCAUCGUCACUUCUCUGUUUUGUUCUGAGCCUUUAACUGCUGAGCACACAGAUGAUGGUCAAGAUAACACUGCACGGAGCAACAGCACUAACAAUAAGCAACGUGGAAAAUCUUCCUCUCAAACACUUUUAUUCAGAGGUGUUGGUUAUCACAUGGUAAACUGCGGCUUAAUUUUGCUGAAGAUGUUGUCGGAGUACAUAGAUAUGAGUAAUUAUUUGCCAGUGCUGUCUUCGGAAGUUGUUCAUCGUGUAGUUGAAAUCUUGAAGUUUUUCAAUACAAGAACUUGUCAGCUUGUUCUUGGUGCUGGUGCCAUGCAG
Messenger RNA from Camellia sinensis, 1221 nucleotides. The record is from RefSeq and is a predicted model, not a curated record. Lineage: Eukaryota; Viridiplantae; Streptophyta; Magnoliopsida; Ericales; Theaceae.